Carassius carassius (crucian carp) is the source of this 892-nucleotide messenger RNA. RefSeq names its product family with sequence similarity 228 member A (gene fam228a). The transcript has 7 exons. Bases 70 to 798 code for a protein of 242 amino acids. Lineage: Eukaryota; Metazoa; Chordata; Actinopteri; Cypriniformes; Cyprinidae. The record is from RefSeq and is a predicted model, not a curated record.
UUCAAGCGGCUGUCAUCAGUGAACUUGUCAGACUGGAAAUCUAAAUACAAUCUCUGACCUACUAGCACAAUGGCACAUACAAAGACUGCAGAUGACAUGCAACAUACCCUUUCUCUCAGCUCCAAAAAACAACUACAGGAACAAUUACACUCUGAACAGCAAGAAGUUGAUGCCAUUAUACAGCCGCUGCUGGAGACUGAGGCUGGAUUCAUAAAGAAUCUGGAUCACUACCUUACUCACAGAGGCACACUGGACCUGAGGAAACGCAAACUGCUCCAUAAGCGCUGGACACAGAGUGUGUGGCUGCCGGUACAGCAGAGCAUUGAGCAACAUUUUACACACCAUGGCUAUACUGAGACACAGAAGAUGAGGAGCAUGCAUGCACACUACAUUAACUACUGUAAUGUGAAGGGAUUUGUGUUUCUAGAGAGUUAUGAUCCUCUGGAGUACAACCCCUUCCUGCACCGCUUCAACACACCACAUUAUCGCAAAAUUUCCACCCCAACACUGGAGGAUCCCCUGUCUCUUCAGUCACGAGCCAGGAUUAAAGAAAAGACAGCAAUACUUCAUUGCCAAACAGGUCAUGUAUAUCACCGUCAACAAGUGGAGGAACUUCUCCAGAGACCUCCUGUUUCCCAACAGAGCCGUAAACAGUCACGGGCCAAAGUCUCCAGAGAUACUGCCUCAGAGAGACUUUGGGAGAACCGCAGUCGGUUUAAAUCAAGGAGUACAUGCACUCCACAUUCAGCUUUGGCAGAGAGAGGGUGCAUCCUUCCUCAGUGCUGGUCCUGUUGUUGAUGACAGCAUUCAAUAAGGCCAGGAGUUUUUAUAUACACAUGGGGCUUCUGUUACUGAGAAUGGUGCUUGUUAUACCAAUACAGUGCAAUAAAUA